AUGAGCAUCCGUAGCGUGCUGGCUACAGUCUCGAGACAGCAUCGAUGCGUGUCUACAAUGGCUACCUCAACUCGUUUCUUGUCUACAAAAGCGUCAGUAACUAACACUUUCCAGCCGAAGCGCAAGUGUGUUGCGUAUCGUCUUGGAUGCGUCGAGUAUGAGACUGCAUGGGACUGGCAGAAACAGCUCAUCCGAAACCGUGUUUUGGCCAUGCGUGCUGGUCAUUCAAUGGACAAAGACGUGGUGCUUGUUCUUGAACAUCCGAGUGUGUACACAUUGGGUCGAGGUGGUAGUUUGGACAAUAUCAAGUUCGACCCAGAGAAGGAGCAAAUCAAGUUAAUGCGAGUCGAUCGAGGCGGUGAAGUGACAUACCAUGGACCUGGUCAGGUGGUGGUGUACCCGAUCUUGGAUUUGACUCAGCACAAGAAGGAUCUGCACUGGUACCUUCGUCAAGUUGAGGAGGUAGUGAUUCGUACGUUGGCCAAGUUUGACAUUCAGGGCGAGCGUGUAGACGGACUUACGGGCGUUUGGGUGGAAGAGCAGUCGAGCUCUGGCAACAAUGGACAAUGUAGCGGACAUUAUGAGCGAGAGAUGCGCAAGAUUUGUGCUGUCGGUACACAUGCGAGUCGCUGGGUGACCAUGCACGGCUUUGCACUUAACGUAAAGACGGACUUGCGCGAAUUUGACCGUAUAAUUCCUUGUGGUAUUGAGGACCGUGCAGUCACAAGUAUCGAACGCAUUCGUCCGGACACAACGAUCAAGGAUGUACAGGAUGCUGCGAUUGAGGCUAUCAGUCAAGUCUUCCACCUUGAUAUGGAAGAUGUCGAGGCCAAAUCGCCACUGUAA
Messenger RNA from Peronospora farinosa, 846 nucleotides. The record is from the annotation of a GenBank genome assembly. NCBI's taxonomy places the organism in Eukaryota, Oomycota, Peronosporomycetes, Peronosporales, Peronosporaceae.